[Torrubiella] hemipterigena is the source of this 1975-nucleotide messenger RNA. Lineage: Eukaryota; Fungi; Ascomycota; Sordariomycetes; Hypocreales; Clavicipitaceae. The record is from the annotation of a GenBank genome assembly.
UUGACAACGUCCGUCUUCGAUUAAGACUCAAUUGUGAAUAAUUGUUGCAUAUUACACCGCUUGUCAAAAUGCCAAACAAUAUCGUUGUCGUCGGUGCCGGCGUGAGCGGCCUUACGUGCGCCAUGCUGCUAGCACGAGACAAAGCAAACACUGUGACGAUAGUUGCAAAACAUAUGCCGGGAGACUAUGAUAUCGAAUACGCAUCGCCAUUUGCCGGUGCAAACGUGCUUCCCAUGUCCGAGAGAGAUGGCAGCCGAUGGGAACGCCGAACAUGGCCAGAAUUGAAACGCAUUUGCGAGGAGCUUCCUGAAGCCGGUAUUCAUUUCCAAAAGGCUAUAGCGUACCGCCGCGAACGCGACCUUGAUCCCGCUCACAAUGCACUGCCCAUGGAUCCUCUCUUUCUUCAUGACCCAUGGUACCAAGAGCUGCUACCCAACUUCCGUGAACUCAACACCGACGAGGUCCCGGCCGGCUAUGACUCUGGUUGCACCUUUGACAGUCUCUGCAUCAAUGUGACAACUUACCUCCAGUGGCUGCUUGGUCAGUGUCUGAAGAACGGCGUCGUUGUCAAGCGGGGCAUCAUCUCGCACAUUAAGGAGGCCAAGAACCUCAGCCACACUGGCUUACCCGCCGACAUGGUCAUUAACACAACGGGUCUCGGUUCAUUGAAGCUCGGUGGCGUGGAGGACAAGACAAUGGCUCCAUACCGUGGGCAGACGGUGCUCGUACGCAACGAGUGCACUCCGAUGUACGUCACAUCUGGUACUGAUGACGAGCCUGCCGAUUUGUUUUACCUUAUGCAGCGAGCCGGUGGUGGUGGAACCAUCCUUGGCGGAACAUACGAUAAGAACAACUGGGAGUCGGUGCCAGAUCCCAACGUUGCCAACCGCAUCAUGGAGCGUGUCGUCAAGCUUUGCCCGCAAAUUGCUGACGGAAAAGGCGUGUCGGGAUUGAGCGUGAUUCGACAUGCUGUCGGUCUGCGCCCAUACCGCGAAGGUGGUGUGAGAAUUGAGAGGGAGACCCUAGAUGGCGUCGAGGUUAUUCACAACUACGGCCACGCCGGAUGGGGAUACCAGGGCUCUUACGGCGCUGCAGAGAGAGUCAUUGAGCUUGUGAACGAGGUUCGUGUUGCCAAGGGCGAAGAUCUAAGCGGGCAAGCAAGGUUGUUUGUCUGGGACGAUGGAAGCAACCCUGCCUACAACCUGUAAGGUAGACUAUUCUGUACAUCGACUUUAGACAAUCGCGCUUCUGUCGCGAACGCGUGCUCUUGGCUAGUCUUUUGCCAGCUGGCGGCCAGCUGGUGCAGCCGUCGCGCGUCCGCGACAUACGUAAAUACACGCAUAUAUUAAAAUGCCAGGACCUCGAUGGUAGAAACCUGUAACUAAAUGACAGUCACUACAAUGUCUUUAUAUCUUAAGAGCCCCAGCUACCAAAAGUACAAAGAAUUCUCGAAACGGCCCCCUGGUCUACCGCCGUAUGCUCACACUCAGCGAAACCAAGUGAUACUUUGCGUUGGUGAGCCAAGGUGUCGAUACGAGAUUUCGGCAGGCCAGUACUGUCCUGCAGAGAAAUUCUCAUCCUACCCGGCGUUGAAACGCCAUAUUCGCACCCAUGGACUUGAAGUCGCAAAAGGCAAGCGUGGGACUUAUUGUCCAUCCGCCAGAUGGCGUUGAUUCUCUGGUAUAAUCAGCUCAUUGAGGUACUGUGUAAGCUAUAGCCUGACAGUAGGAAAAUGUAUUUACAAAUAAAUAGCACUAUGAAAUAUCAACUUUCCUGUACUCAGAGAAUACAGACGUAGAAACAAAGGGUAAAGCAGACGCCCGUGAACAGCAGGGGGAUACAGACAAAUAACUGACAACUUAAUUUCUCUCUUUUUCCUUCUUACACCGUGUAUUUGCAUAUUCUAUUAUGAAUUCAUAAAUUUCUCAAAUAAAGAUAUCAUCCCUGUGUUCCUUUCUCCUCUGUUCGUCAGUCG